CACAGAGACCGGCCUGGGCUGAGGAACCAGGCCGUCUUUCUGCUCCAUCCAGAAGGGAUGAAGCCCGGAGAGAAACUGCUGGUGAAGCUCCUCCAAACAGACGACCUGAUGAUGAUCAAGAACAAUUUGGUGGAGCCCAAGAGGAAGAGAAGGUUCCCAGGAAACAGUGCUCCACUGGACCGGCUAUCAAUGGGCUCCAUGGAGAACAGGCAGGGGAAGAAGAAGCAGAGUAAGGUGGUCGAAUCGCAGCGACGACGUGAAAACCCUCCUCCCAUUGACCGGGUCGGAAUGAGUCGUCUACCAACAACAAGAGGAUAGCUUUCUCCUUUCCACAGAGAGCCCCUCUUUUCUAAAGGACUCCCUCUUCUGGACUGGUCACUACAGAUGAUUAUUACAGCCAAUCACCUGCUGAGCCACACCUGUGACUCUCCAACACACCUGGACAUGCCAAGCCCUUUAUUAAAUGAUGCAUUCAGGUGCAGCUCAGAGAAUCUGGACCAAAAAAACAUGUCUUAAGGAGAAAUAAAACAUAUUUAUGCAAAACAGACUUAAUCCAAGACUUUAAAAUACAGAAAAGUAAGUUUCUUCCUAAAUAAAGAGCAUUGGAAAAGAUUAAUUCAUUAAUGUAAAUAAAUGCAACUUCCUGUCCUCUCGAAAUAAGUUCAAACAACA
Molecule: messenger RNA, 672 nt
Organism: Cyprinodon variegatus (sheepshead minnow)
Lineage: Eukaryota; Metazoa; Chordata; Actinopteri; Cyprinodontiformes; Cyprinodontidae
Gene: ostn
Product: osteocrin
Exons: 3
Biological process (GO): hormone-mediated signaling pathway
Molecular function (GO): signaling receptor binding
Source: RefSeq, a predicted model, not a curated record